This is a messenger RNA of Coregonus sp. 'balchen', 1301 nucleotides long. Lineage: Eukaryota; Metazoa; Chordata; Actinopteri; Salmoniformes; Salmonidae. The record is from the annotation of a GenBank genome assembly.
AUGGUGUCAAACAGUUUCAUAUUCACUUUGGUUAUUGCUGUGGCAUGGGAAGUUAUAGGUGAACCACAAACUCUACCUUCACCCUCAACGCAGCUAAAUUCAACAUCAUCCAUCCACGGUGGAGAUUUGUCAAAUAAUGGCACAGAUCAGACCGAAUCAAGAAUUUCAUCAAUAUUACAAUAUCUUCCUACUCUUAAAAAUAUUGUAAUUAUUAUCUGCGCGCUAACAGCUGUUCUCAUCACGUGCUUGGUAAUCAAAGUGAUCAGGUAGGCUGAUUUAUGUUUACACCAAUAGGCUACCAAUAACUCUAUAGGCAACUGUAUUAUCCUAAUUAUAUAUAUAUAUAUAUAUAUAUAUAUAUAUAUAUAUACUUCUACUGUAAUAUACUAUUCUUCUAUGAAAUCGAAUUGAAGCAUUCAUAAAGAUCUUACUUAGAUAACCUAGUAUGUGCGUCAUUAUUGAUUCUGAUCAGGCAGUAUGUAAUAGGCAAACAGGGGAUGUGUCUUGGUGUUCUUUAUAUUGCAGCAACUAUCAUAUUGUGUCAGUAAUUGAUUUGGUAAUGUCUAAAUAUGUUAAACAACACUACAUUAGGCUACAUCAGCGAUGCCAUAAUCAGUCCCCACACCAGGUGGGCAGUAGGCCUUAACCACAAUGCAGGUUCACAUUUAUUGUCAUGAUUCUUACCCUGGAGGCACAACUGAGCGAUUUCCGCUGGAUGGGCCAGCUGCAAAGUAAAAAUGGGCUAUAUUGUAAAAAUGCAUGAAAACAAGCUUUUUUGUCUUAAUUUAAGGUUAGGCAUUAGGGUUAGCAGAUUUCAUGACUUUGUGGCUGUACCAGCUAGUGACCACUCUGCAGAGCUGCCUCCAGAACAAGAUUCAUGACGAAAAACGCUAACCUGCAACCACAAUACACUACUUUAAUCCUGUCCAUAUGGCAAAGUAGCCAUGUCAGGUUCGUCUUGGUUCCAAGUGAGAAACUGCACACCUCGGCUGUGUUUACACAGGCAGCCCAAUUCUGAUCUUUUUUUCUUACAAAUUUUUAUUUUGACCGAUCAGAUCAGCUCUUCUGCCAAUAAUUGGGGAAAAUAUCAGAAUUGGGCUGCCUGUGUAAAUGCAGCCCUCUUGUCAUCAUGUCAUUAUCACAACCCUUCUCUGUUUUGUCAUAGAUCUGGAAGGAGAAUCAGAAAAACACGAAAGUAUGACAUAAUCACUACACCAGCAGAGCGAGUAGAGAUGGCUCCUUUGAAUGAGGAGAAUGAUGAUGAAGAGGACUCCACCCUCUUUGAUGUCAAGUACAGGUAG